This is a messenger RNA of Patiria miniata (bat star), 2464 nucleotides long. RefSeq names its product adenosine deaminase-like. The transcript is spliced from 9 exons. The coding region runs from base 161 to 1222 and encodes 353 amino acids. Gene Ontology annotation, cellular component: cytosol; external side of plasma membrane. The record is from RefSeq and is a predicted model, not a curated record. NCBI's taxonomy places the organism in Eukaryota, Metazoa, Echinodermata, Asteroidea, Valvatida, Asterinidae. Gene Ontology annotation, molecular function: adenosine deaminase activity. Gene Ontology annotation, biological process: inosine biosynthetic process; adenosine catabolic process; hypoxanthine salvage.
UAAGUUUUGCUUGGGGGGAACAACUUUUGCUGCAUCCCGAUUCCCAUUCAACAUUUUUGUGACAUCUCCACAUACACACGUCUGAUAUUAGUUUUAAUCGUAACAUUGGACCAUCAGUGCAAAUCAGAGAAUUUUGUCGCUUUCUACUUCUAGAAUAAAAAUGGACAGAGAAAAUCGUCAGAAGGAAUCGCCCAAGGUGGAACUUCACAUCCAUUUAGCUGGAGCUGUGAGAGCAUCCACGGUUUGGGAACUUGCAAAGAAACGUGGUGUUGAAGUGCCAGGUUCCAACCCUGAGGAACUAGCUCAUAUCAUCAACAACUUCGAAAGAGGGGACCUCUCCAGUUUUUUGAAAACGUUUGGAAUCUUUUCACCAGCUUUUGUUGGUGACAAGGAUGCACUUCGCCGCAUCGCCUAUGAGCACUGCGAGGACAAAGCAAAUGAGGGCGUGGUCUACUUUGAGACACGUGUGAGCCCGCAUCUUCUGUCUAAUGCACAGACAACUUAUCACGAUAAAGUCAAAGAUGUUCUCUCAACGCGGGAGGCAAUGACAAGUGUCUUGGAAGGACUAGAAGCAGGGCAGAGAGACUUCAACAUCAAAGUCCGAGUGAUUGUUGCUACAACUAAGCACAAACCAGAAUGGGCUGCCGAGUGUCUCCAACUUUGCAAGGAAUUCAGCCCCAUGACGGUUGCCAUGGAUAUCGUAGGAGUAGAACACAUGCCACUGGACCCUGCAAUUAUCAAAACUUUCCAAGAGGCAGAACUUUGUGGCAUUCAUCGCACUGUACACGCUGGAGAGGACGGCCCAACUAGCGCUGGUAAUGUCAAAGAAGCAAUCGAGUUACUCAAAGCUGAGAGAAUUGGGCAUGGGUACCACGCGCUGCAAGAUGCGAGUAUCUAUCAGAUGGUUAAAGACUUGGACAUUCAUCUUGAGCUUUGUCCAACAUCCAGCGUCUACACCGGGUCAUGUGACCCUGACUACAGCAAACACCCAGGUGUUAGGUUUACCAAAGACAAAAUCAACUUUUCUCUGAACACGGACGAUCCUUUAGUCUUUCGGAACACCAUCAAUGAUGAGUUUGAGAUUGCAAAGAAGUACUUUGGACUGACGGAUCAAGCAGCUAUCCAAGUUACAUUGAAUGCUGCGCGCUCGACCUUCCUGCCAGAGCAAGGAAAGCUGGAGCUUAUUCAACAAUUGAGGGCAGCAUACAAUCUUACCGAGUGAGCUUAGAGUAUUUUAAACUUAUAGUAACUACAGAUAUUUACAAAGUGCUUUGGAAAAAGGUCAAAUCACUUAAAGGUAUUCAACCAAAUGUUUGUUACUUUUUUUCAGAGAAAAAUAGGCACAUGUAAUAGCACUUGUGAUAUGAUUUAAAAUUAUUUUGCAAAAACUGGGAAGCAGUUGUUUACCUCAAAGACAUUUUAUUAAUGCAGGAAAAAAAAGAGGGAUUUUUCAAUCUUCAACUACACACUGCUAACUGCAGAAUCUAAGCUUAGUGCUGUUUGCUUUCUCAAAGAGUCACAAGGUCCAAAUUCAUUUUUUGCAAGUUCCUCGCUUUUUUUGAGUUGCCUGUGAAUAGAGUAAUGUACACAUUCAAUGCAGUAAUUCUCAGGUGAAAUAAAAAAUAUUGGAAAAUGAUAGAUGCACAAGUUAUAUAUAUAUAUUUUUUUUGUGCUGUUUCCCAUUUCCCAUUUCCUAGGGUACACAUCAGGUAGACUUUUACAGUUUGCAGUGUCUGUGACAUUUACAUGAGUUAGAGUACCCAAGCUUUUGGGCCGUUGUCCUUCCUCGGGAGCGAUUUGGGCAUUUUAAGUUUAUUUUCGAUUGUCGGAGCUUUCUGUAAAUUUAAGUUGGAGUGUGUUUACAUCAAACAAAAUUUUAAAUUUAAAUUGUGAAGAGACAGUUUGCUAAAGUGUAUUAUUUGUCAUCAGAUUUAAGUACAAAUAUUGUGAGAAAUACAAAUUUGGAAUGUAGUUUUAAAUUUUAUUAUUAAAAGGAAUCAUGGAGAUGCAAUACUAAUCAAUGAUGAAUUGAUCAAGUUCCCAUCCUAAAAGGAAAUGUUCUCUGAUAAGUGUAACUCAAAGACUCGGGAAGUUACAAAUUCAGUUCAAAUGAGUACUUGAAUAAUCUAGAGGCUGUGAUAAUUAAAAUAGAAUUUAAUCGAUUUUGUGGUUUAAUUGCGGAGCCCAACGAGUGUGCAAUCAAUAAUUAUGUAUUCGGUUCAUAUUUAGCGUCUGAUUAGGCUAUAAUCCUUCAAAUGUCCCCUCAGGUGAAUAUAUGAACUACUGCCCUCCUGGUAGGUCAAUGUGUAUAUUGUUUGUUGAAGUUGAAAUAGAUUGGAAUUCCAUCAAGGUGCUGCAUUUUUCAAAACUAAUACAUGUUUGACUAUGUAUUUGAUAUAUUAGGAAUCUAUUUUUAGAAACUGUAUUACAUUAAUUAAAGAGGUUUAUCAAGAAAUUAAAUCUA